Messenger RNA from Phytophthora nicotianae INRA-310, 13443 nucleotides. RefSeq lists its product as hypothetical. Gene Ontology annotation, biological process: protein autoprocessing; positive regulation of DNA-templated transcription. The coding region runs from base 616 to 13443 and encodes 4275 amino acids. Gene Ontology annotation, molecular function: sequence-specific DNA binding; DNA-binding transcription factor activity. NCBI's taxonomy places the organism in Eukaryota, Oomycota, Peronosporomycetes, Peronosporales, Peronosporaceae. Gene Ontology annotation, cellular component: endoplasmic reticulum membrane; nucleus. The record is from RefSeq and is a predicted model, not a curated record. The transcript is spliced from 6 exons.
AACUUUAACACAUCACAGCAGACGCGCGCAAUUCUUUCCAUAUUUUGCUGCUGGAAGCUUGUCAUGGUCGUCUGCUCCGCUCGCGAUCUUUUGUUUGACUUGCUUUUUGUGUGGACGAAGCCCCCACUCACCAGUGGCCUUUCAUUCUUCGUUUGAGCGGCGAGAGCGCAAACAACGGGGAAGACAGCGACCGAAGCGACCAGCAGCGGCAAGCCAUCAACUGAUAGCGAACUACAGGACAGAAACAGACACAGAGAGCGAGCACCGAGCGACGACAGAGACACCGAACACUCGACUAACGCCUAUCUCGUGUCCAGAAGGGCCUCCUCUGUGAGUGGAGAGCUCUUCUCGGGCAACUUACCGCCUCUUCCCCUCCUAGGGUUGAGCGCCUUGUGCAUUGAUUGUGUCUGUGUUCCCAAGAGGUGGAUCGAUCUGUCCUUCGGCUUCCUUGUGUAGCGGGGGGUCUGCAUCGGUUCGACUUCGUUGCAUUUCAUUCAUUUUCCUAAGUAAAACAAACAAAAAACUAAAACAAACUAAACCCCAGAAAAACAGAAAGAAAAACAGUAAAACAAACAGAAAAAAGUAGUGCAUUUAGUCUAGUUCAAGCAAGUAAGGAUGACGAGAAACGAGAAAAACAAGAGAGAGAAGACAGGAAGCAACUGGAGUGGCAUGACGCACGCCAGGCUCGUCGCUACGAGUCUAUUCGGCAUCUGGAAUUUCUGGAUGCUACAGGUCUCGUCGGCGCCCACGACGGUCAAGUCCUGGACACGCGACGACGCGGACUUGACGACGGUCAACUGCUCGGCAUUGUCGCCACCCCCGGACACUCCGUUCUGGGAGGCGAUGGACCGCUGUUACGAUUGCGCCACAGAGCCGUCGUGCGGCUUUUGCCGAUCCACGCUGACAUGCGUGCCGGGCAACCUCCACGGACCAUUUGCUCGGUACCAGAUCUGGUGCAGCGACUGGAUCCCGGAGGCGGAGGCCUGCCCCGUGAACCCGCAAUGCGAAACCAUCACCGACUGCGGCAACUGUGCCGCGUCGAGUGAAUGUGUUUGGUGUGCUUCCGAUGCAUCGUGCAUGGCGGUGGAAGAGGGCAUUGGCUCUGGAUGCAAGGCACUCGUCAGCGACGCGCCAUGUCCCGAGGUGAUUGUUCCAGAGACGAUCAUUGUCGGCGAUGUCAUCAUCCACCAGGAGCCGCCGAACGUACGCAGGGGGGUCGUUGUCACAGGUGUUACGAAACACUCGAUAAACUAUUCCCUUGUCGUGAACCAAUCCACCGUAUCUGUACAGUCAGGCGGCAGCAUCACGCUGCGUGGCGGCGACGACAAUAGGUUCAACACUGCCGGUAGUGACGUCACGAUUGCUGCUGGCGAUGGAGUGCAUCAGAACCGUGGGCGUGGCGGCACUGUCGCGAUCUCCGGCGGUGACGGGCUCGGUAUCCAGAACUUUGAUAAAUCGGUCACAGGCGGUGCUGUGAAGCUAACAGGUGGAAUGUCGAAGGUCGGGACCGGAGGUAACAUCGAUGUGGCAGGUGGUGUAGGCGCAACCACUGGUGGAUCAAUCAAUCUUGCUUCCGGCACGAGUUCUGCUUCGACUAGUGGCAGUGUUACGAUCAAGACUGCCGGCGUCAUCACCAAGGGCGAUUCCGGGAGAGUCGCUGUAGAGACUGGAAGCGCGAUAAAUGGGGCGUCAGGCUCGAUGGAGUUCCGCACUGGUACUUCAUCGUCGGGCGAGGCAGGGUCGAUUGUACUGUCCAGUGGAUCCUCUGACGCCGGCAAAGGUGGCAACGUUGUCGUUCGCGGGGGAUCGUCUGGCGGGGAUGAAGUCGGUGGGUCUGUGCGCAUGGAGACUGGUGCAUCUGCGACCAAAGCUUCUGGCGGAGUGGUCAUCGUAACUGGCAACUCUGGAGUGAAUGGUUCCAGCGGUGCCGUUGUGAUUGGAACGGGUAACUCGACAUCUCGAUCGACUGGCCCGUUAUACCUGUUCACUGGAAAUGCAAAUGACUCAAGCACCGGUUCAAUUUCUCUUUCGGUUGGCACCGGUAAAACUGAUAGGGGUGGAGAGAUCCUUGCUACAGCAGGCUCUACAACCAAAUUAGGAGGCACCGGAGGCGCGGUCAAAAUCAUAGGAGGAGAUGGAGCUAACACCGAUGAGUCCGCUGGAGGUACAACUACUAUCAGCGGUGGCGCUUCGAUGGGAACGUUAAACACAUCCGUCGGUGGUCACGUGAUUGUGGUAGGCGGAAAUGCAACUGGUGGAGCUGGUGGGUCGAUUACGAUUCUUAGUGGGCUUAGUCUGAAUGACUCGAGCGGAGCUGUUGUCAUUCAAACGGCGGUCAGCUCUCAAGGGGGGAGUGGCAGUGUUCGUCUCUCAACAGGAGAUUCCGCACCAGACUCGGGGCGGGUUGAAAUAUCUACAGGUAGUUCGACCGAUGGCAACAGCGGUCCUAUCCAGCUAAGUGGAGGCAAGGCAGCCGGUGGAAAUGGUGGUGGAAUUACUCUCACAGGUGGGCCAACUGAAAGUGGUAUUGGUGGGGCAAUCCACCUUUCAUCCGGAGUGAGCACGUCAGGAAUUAGCGGAAGUGUCGAAGUGACUACGGCAGCUAGUACUCAUGGAAAAGGCACAGGGUCCCUGAGUCUUACGAGUGGUCCCGCUAGUCGUGGUGUAUCUGGAAGUGUUACCGUUGGAACAGGGUAUACUGUCCGUAGCCCUGCGGGAAAUCUACAACUUCAAGCGGGGUCUUCAUCGGAAAGCACACCCGGGAGCGUUAACAUUGCUAGUGGUAGCACAGCAUCUGAUUCCGGUGUUGGCGGUGCUAUUACGCUUAGUGGGGGGUAUGGUUUGUCUUCAAAUGGUGGCGUCGGCGGCGAGGUUAUUAUAGCUGGAGGCGGCGGACAUGGCCUUCAUUCCCAAGCUGAAGGAGAUGGAGGUCGGGUGAAGCUUGCUGGAGGACAAUCGAUUGACGGGAGCGGUGGAGAGCUUCUGUUUCAAGGUGGGAGUAGUACCUCUUCCGUUGGUGGAGCUGUUAACCUUGUGAGCGGCGCAUCAAGCCUCAGUUCGUCUGGUACAGUUCACGUGGCGUCGGCGAAUGCAGCUGCUUUUGGCAACUCUGGAAACUUAGUCAUGAACACUGGCAACACCCUGCUAGGAAGAGCUGGUUCAAUCAACCUCGAAACUGGAACCUCUGAAGGCCAAGCUGGAAGUGUUUCAGUUUUGGUCGGUUCUAAUGGAAUUGGUGACGGCGGUGACAUAUCUGUCGAGUCUGGUUCCUCGAACCAUGCUGCUACCACAGGUGGAGCUCUGCUCUUAAGAGGAGGCUCAGGCAAGAGUGACAAUUCUGGUGACGGAGGUGAUGGCGGCCGGGUUGUGUUAGCUGGUGGUUCGUCGCUCGGAUCUUCGGCUCAAGACUCUGGUGGCGCAGUCUUUAUUCAGGGCGGUGAAGCUCAAAGUGGUGUCGGUGGUAACGUCAAGAUGAUUUCGGGAAUAAGCGCUUACUCCUGGAGUGGUGCUGUUGAAAUUGCAUCAGCCCAGGCUGCGAGUGGAGGCAUGAGUGGCACGUUGUCACUUGCCACUGGAAACAGCCCUGACGGCACCGCUGGAUCUGUAAAGGUGUCUACGGGUAGAGCAUCGAGAGGCAAUAGUGGGACGAUCGAAGUUGCUGUUGGAGCUGGUGACGCGACUGAUGGCGGAGACGUUCAAGUUAGUGCAGGAGAGUCAUCAGGGAUGGGCCACACUGGAGGUAAAGUUACGCUAACUGGUGGCACUGGCUCAAGCACAAAUGCCGUAGACGGUGGAGACGGUGGUGACGUUGACAUUAUCGGCGGUGAAGCACGUGGUUCAAACUCCCUUGAUAACGGUGGCAGCAUUAAUGUAGCUGGCGGUCGAGGGUCGUUUGGAUAUGGAGGUGAUUUGUCCAUGCAGUCUGGAUCCGGUGUUGCCAGUUCUAGUGGGUCUGUGUACAUAAGUACAUCAGACGCAGGCUCGCGCGGUGUAAGUGGUAUGGUCACUCUCGCCACUGGAACAUCUUCGUAUGGAAACUCGGGUCCAAUGAGCCUAAGUACCGGCACGGCCAAAGGCGGCAAAGGAGGCCAGUUUCAGGUCCUUGUUGGUAACGGUGACUUCGGCGAAGGAGGCUUGAUCUCCAUGGAAGCAGGUAGUACGACUGAUACUCGGACGGGAGGAUUUAUAUCACUUCUCUCUGGCGCAAGCCAGGCAACCUCGAGCGGUGAUAUAACGGUGAAUACUGCUAAUGCCGGUGGUUCUGGAGGAAGCGGAGGCGUUAAGGUCCAAACCGGAACUGCUACUGCCACAGAUUCUGGUGCACUCGUGUUGUCGACUGGUUCUGCGACGCUUGGACAUGGUGGCGACGUUAUUGCUACUGUUGGUACUGGAACGAAAACAGAUGGCGGUCAAGUUCAGUUGACUGCUGGAGCGACAACUGAUAAUGGUAAAACAGGAGGAACUGUCGCCAUCCAAGCCGGCGAGGGAACCAGCACUGCUUUCCAUAACGGAGGUAAUGGAGGUGUUGUGAAAGUGACUGGUGGAGCUUCUCAAGGCGGAAGUACUGCAAUCAACACUGGUGGAGGUAUCUUUCUGGAGGGUGGUUAUGCAAACAAAGGUCGUGGUGGGAGUAUCCGCCUCGAUACUGGCUUUAGUGCGGCCACAUCCAGCGGCGCAGUGUCUAUUGCGACUGCUGCUUCGGGUAGGAAGGGCACUAGUGGCUCUGCAAUUAUCAGUACUGGCGAUAGUACUGCCGGUGAUAGCGGUGAGAUCAGUGUGUACAGCGGCCAAGCUCUCAAGGGCAAAGGUGGAUACAUUUCGCUUUCGGUUGGAAACAACACCGAGAACGCGGGAGGAGAUGUGACUGUUAGUGCUGGACUUGCUCUACAGAAAUACACUGGAGGUUCGAUCACCCUUACUACGGGUGCUUCUGUACGAACUACUUCGGGUGAUUUUCUUGUCCAGACGCCAAAUGGUGGCCCAGAAGGUGGAUCGGGAUCACUGACAUUCACUACCGGUAAAAGCCAAACUACAGACAGCGGUGCGAUGACAUUUGUCACGGGUCUUGCAAACAAAGGCCACGGCGGAAAUGUGAUUGUGUCUGUUGGCGUAGGAGAUACGAACAACGGUGGGGAUGUGAAUAUCACUGCCGGGGAUACUUCCGCGGCUGCUAAAGUGGGAGGAGGAAUCUCGCUCCAAGCAGGAUCUGGUACAAAUACUCAUGGAAGCAAUGGCGGCGAUGGGGGUGCUGUUCAAAUUCGCGGAGGCCAAGGAAUGGGUGGAAAAAAAGAUUUUGACAUCGGUGGAAUGGUUCAUCUUGAAGGAGGAGCAAGUAGAGCCUCAACAGGGGGCAAGAUUGAGCUUUUUUCUGGCACUGGAAUGAGUUCUAGCAGCGGAGAUAUAGCGCUCAUGACUGUCGACUCUGCAAAAAAAGGAGUGUCAGGAACGCUUCAGCUUGAAACCGGAAAUUCCACCUCAGGCCCGAGUGGAUCGGUUCUUAUAGUGACUGGGAACUCUUUGCCUGGACCGGCCGGUGACAUCAUUAUCUCUGUUGGAACAGGUAGAACAGGUAGUGGUGGGCGUGCUGCAAUUAGUGGGGGUGAUAUGAGCGAUAUGAGAUCAACUGGUGGUGCAGUUGAUAUCACGGGCGGUCGUGGAACUAGCCGCAAUGCUCAAUGGGGUGGAAAGGGCGGCCCUGUCAACGUUGUUGGCGGAUAUGCUGGCGGCCAAAGUGGCAGUGAUAUCGCUGGAGCUGUGACCAUUCAAGGCGGUCAAGCCCACAAAGGGAGUGGCGGUGCUGUUAACAUUGUCUCUGGCGUCCCAGAAUUUUUCUCGAGUGGAAAUAUUGAAAUUCGUACGUCAGAUUCAGGAUUCUACGGCGUUAGUGGAUCGAUGAUUACUCGCACGGGUAAAUCACAAGCUGGUGACUCGGGCAGCUACACUCUUCGAACUGGUGAUUCUGAUAAGGGUAGCAGCGGUAGUAUCGACAUCGCUAUUGGUAACAGUCUUGCUAAGGCUGGUGGCGACUUUAAGCUGAAAGGUGGAUCAACGUCUGCGGAGGGACAACCUGGUGGAAAUAUAGUUGUUUCAUCUGGUUCCAGCACGAAGGGUGAUAGCGGUAGCGUUACCGUGAGCACCAACAACUCCGGGACAGCUGGAGUCAGCGGAUCUAUUGCUGUUUCAUCUGGCACUGCUGCAAAAGGGGACUCGGGUAUGAUCUCGCUAACAACGGGUAGCUCAAUGGGAGGUCAUGGCGGCAAUGUUGAGGUCUUGGUUGGUAUUGGUAGUACUGGAAACGGAGGAGACAUAACUGCGCGAGCUGGUGAUACCACGGCCACAGCCUCGGUUGGUGGAAAGAUUUCGCUGACUGCAGGUAGUGGUUUGAGCACUGAUCUGAAGAACGGCGGUGAUGGAGGUGAUGUCGUCGUGUCAGGUGGUGACGCUAGUGGUAAAAACUCCGCGACAGACGUCGGUGGAUCUAUUCACCUGUUCAGUGGCAAAGGAAACGCUGCAACAGGUGGAUCCGUGACUAUCGUAACCGGGAAUGCAACCUCCUCUUCAAGUGGUGAUGUGAGAAUCUCCACGGGUGACUCCAUUGAGAGAACCACUCAGUCAUCGGGAAGCAUCAGCUUCACUACUGGUGCUACUGCUAAUGAGGCUAGUGGAGCUAUUUCGUUGCGGUCUGGCUCAGCGACGAAAGGAACGAGUGGAGACAUUACUGUGCAAGGUGGGAGUAGCCUUCAAGGAGCAUCAAACGUGGUCGUCCAGGCAGGAAGUACUUCUGCUACAAAGGGCGGGUCCGUAGUCAUUGUUACAGGAGUCUCUUUUCCUGGCUCCAGUGGCGACAUCAACAUCAGCUCUGAACGGAGCGGCACUAGCGGUAGCAGUGGCGCCGUGAACGUGUACUCGGGAUAUUCUCGAGGCGGGUCUUCCGGCGCCGUCACACUAAGUUCUGGUGCGUCGGAACGCGGAUCUGGUGGAGACAUCCAGCUUUCCGUGGGAUCAGGCGUCGGUCACCAGGGGGGCAAUGUUGGCGUCACUGCUGGAGCGACUACUCAUGCUGAUGGCGGCGGCAGUGUUGCUAUUCAGUCCGGACAGAGUACUACAUCGUCCAGCGGAAGCGUAAUGUUGUCAACAGCUGAUGCCGGAAAGGAAGGAUACUCAGGAUCCGUUGUGAUCCAAACGGGAACUUCCACUGAUAUGCCUGGCUCCGGAAAUGUUGCACUCCUUACUGGUGAUGCCCUCAACGGUGGAGGUGGUAACAUCACAGUUGCAGUCGGCAUUGCCUCUGUUGGUGAUGGUGGGUCGAUUCAGCUAGUAGGAGGAGACUCCACGGCUGCUCGUGCUCAAGGAGGCAGUGUCCGACUUACUGGUGGUAAUGGACGCUCGAGUGAUGAUAAGGAUGGAGGCAACGGUGGUGAUGUGGAGAUCGUGGCCGGGUCGUCUGAUGGCAUGAAUAAAGCAGAUGAUCAAGGAGGAGCUGUUGCGAUCUCUGGUGGGGACGCCGCGGAGUCUUCUGGCGGCGCAGUCUCGAUCACUUCUGGUUCCUCGUUGGGUGCAUCAAGCGGUGACGUCUCAAUCGAUACGGCUGAUGCGUCUAGUUUGACUGGCGCAAUUGAGCUCCACACUGGCAUAUCCAGUCUUGGUGGAUCUGGAAGCGUUGACGUACGGACGGGUGAUGCCAACAGUGGGAGAGCAGGCUCGAUUAACAUCGUGGUCGGUACGGGGUCAAACGCAGCUGGUGGAGAUGUCUCUGUUUCUGCCGGUUCGACAACUUCUUCGAAAACCAGAGGUGGUAAGGUUGCUAUCGUGACUGGAUACAACUCGGCGACUUCUAGUGGCCAUCUGUCCUUGGAAACUCCAGAUUCUGCAAAAGACGACGGGUCGUCUGGCCACAUUUCUUUGAAAACUGGUGAUUCGGCAGCCAAGUCUGUUGGAUCCAUUGUUCUUAGCACUGGUUUAGGUGCAGUCUCGGAUGGUGCCGGUAUUCAAGUCGCUGCCGGGAAGGCAAGCGCUGGAAAUGGUCAAUCGGUUAACAUUACUGGUGGAGAUGCACUACAGGCUGAAGAUGCUGUCGCUGGCAGUGUCACUGUUGUUGGCGGUGUCGGGCUUGGAGACGAUGAAGCUGGUGGUGGUCGUGGCGGUUCCGUGAAAUUGGUGGGUGGUAAAAGUUAUGGAGGUUCUCUAACCACUGACGUUGGCGGAUCGAUUGCUCUUCAAGGUGGUGAAGCUAUUGCUGCGUCUGGUGGCUCUGUCAGCAUUAUCAGUGGUUCGAAUACAAUCUCAUCUAGCGGAGAUGUUUCAUUGCAGACCCACGAUGCCUCUAUUGAUGGGAGCAGUGGACUUGUCAAUAUCAUUACUGGUCAAGGUGCGGUGAGGUCAGGAUCCGUUUCGAUAUCUUCGGGUGUGUCAUCUGUUGGCACAACUGGAAACGUGACUCUUGGCUCCGGUGGCGCUAGUGCUGGGAUAUCUGGAUCGGUUGCCGUGUCUACAGGUAAUACCGGUACUGGUGCUCCAGGCUCAAUUGCACUGAGCACCGGAAGUAGCAGUUCUGGCGUUGGGGGUAACUUCAUAGUUCGCCUCGGAUUGAACAACGGAAAUAUCUCAUUGGGUGCUGGAGAAUCUGCUUUGGGGACUGGAGGCUCGAUCCGCCUUGGUACUGGAGCCGGCCUGGUGUCAUCAGGGUCUGUCUCUGUUUCAACUGCUGAUUCUGGUGCCGCAACUACAGCUUCUACUGGUGCCAUUGAAAUUGCUACCGGAAACUCACCACAAGGUGCUUCUGGGCCCGUAAAGAUUAAGACAGGAGAUUCAGGGGUUGACGGAGGUAGUAUCGCAGUUGCUGCUGGGUCAUCCUCUGAAACUAAAGGAUCCCUGCUAACUUUAUUUGCGGGAAGCACUACAGGUGCUCUUGGAGAUGGUGGCAAUAUAGCACUCGGUGGAGGUGGAUCAGAAACCGCCACUGGGGGUCAUACAGCUAUUGUUGCUGGUGGUGGCAAAACUGGUGGCGAGCUAUCUCUUCGCUCUGGAGCUGGAACGACCCUUGAUGGAGGGAAAGUCUCGCUCAUCUCAGGAGCAAGUGAAAACGCCGACAGCGGUGAAGUACUAAUUCAAUCUGCGGCAGGUGCCGUCAAUAGCGGACUUGUUAAGGUUGGAUCAGGCUCUGCCCAAACUUCGUCUAGCCCUGUCCGCCUUUUUACUGGAUCUGCAUCAACGGGAAAGGCAGGUUCUAUUGACAUUCGGGGAGGUAGCGGCACAGUAGACGAUGGAGGCGCAGUUUAUCUUACUGGCGGUGGCAACCCCUCUGCACUUGGUGGCUCUGUCAUUGUGUCUUCAGGCUCCGGAAAAGUAAGUGGUGACGUCACCGUGCAAUCUGGGGAAGCUGAAGCUGGUGGCGACAGCGGUGUGUUGCGUCUUAGAACUUCGGAAAAUACCGACUCGUCUGGCAGUGUGAAGAUUUCGUCUGGCGACUCCACGAAUAAGCAGAGCGGCAGCGUGGAGCUAAGCGCUGGUACGGGCUCCACUGCUGGGGGUAUCGUUUCCAUAACUGGGUCUUCUAGUGCUCAGGUUACAGGUGGUGAUGUCGCGAUCAAGAGCGGUUCGUCUACUGCAAAUCUGAGUAACGGUGGUUCCAUUCAAAUUACCACUGGCUCGGGUGCUACUAGCGGUACCUUGACUGCGGUAACUGCCAGCUCCUCUUGGAGUGGCGGGGCGAUUAUUGGCAGUGGGGACGCAACGACUGGUGUGAGUGGAGAUGUCACUCUUCAAACUGGCUCCAGCAUUAUCGGUUCAACCGGAUCAUUUCGAAUGACUGUUGGCACGAGCGCAUCUUCGAGCGGAGGCGACAUUAUUCUUGCAUCCGGCAAAGGAUCUACCCAGGGUGGGAACAUUGAAAUCGCUAGUGGUACAGCUUCCGCGGCAGCUGGAACUGGUGGACACCUGGCGCUAAAGUCUGGAGGUGGUGAUGUGGUUGUAUCUGGGAUGAACGUAACAGCUUCCCACAUGAGUGUGUCAGGUGAUGGAUCUAUUAGGGUGAAGGCGGCCACUACCUCAACCAUGGAGAUUCGCGGGGGUAACAACAUGAAUAUCAGUGUUGAUACUGGGGAACUUACGGUAUCUCACGGAGAAACCACGGUACCUGGAGGAGUAAUCUGGCGCUUGCAGCCGAAUAAGAUGAUUAGUCAUGUUCCAGCGCAAAUUACGGAAGUCACAUACCCGUCAGAUCGUCGCAUCAAGACUGAUAUCCAAGAUAUUGAUGAGGACGAUAUCCUACAGCGAAUUCAGACUCUCGAAGUAAAAAAGUAUCGGUACUCGAAGAUGUGGCGAGAGAUACGCGGAAUUCCCGACGUAACCGUUCGCGGUGUGAUUGCUCAGCAAGUGGAGGAAACCUUUCCGGAAUACGUGACUAUAUCAACGCUAUCGCUUCCAGAGAAAAACUUUAGCUUGGAACAAUUUCACGAAGUUAACAAACAGCAGAUCACGAUGGAUUUGAUCGCUGCUAUUCACGCCCAACACAAGCGGUUUAAGGUUGGGCCCAAUAGCGAAACUCAAAGUGGGCGGAUUGAUAUUGCUACGGCUGAUGGGGGAUCUUACGCAAACGCUUCCCCAACCGGCAGUAGCGGCGAUAUCAGCAUCGAAUCAGGAUCGUCCAGUUUUAGUAAAAGCGGAGAUGUGAAUAUUGCGAGUGGAGGAGCCCAAGCCAAUUCAGGUGCAAUCAGCAUUCGAGCCGGAGACAGUAUGACUGGAGACGGUGGAUCUUUAGUACUUGAAGCAGGAUCGUCUCAAGGGAGCGGAACAGCUGCUGGGAGUGUCGUGAUCGCUAGUGGUGGGAAUUAUGAGAAUCCUGGAAAUGUCAAUUUGCAGACCCCAGAUUCUCGUGGAAGUCGCAACAGCGGAAGUAUCUCCGUGACCACGGGUUGGUCUGCAUUUGGAGAGAGCGGAUCAAUAGCCAUCAGCACAGGCGACUCGUUUGUGGGUGCUAAAGGUGUUGUCGAUGUUACAUCAACAUCUACUCGGGUUUUUGGUGCCUUUUCGGUUAAUGCAGAAUCAGGCCAAAAAUCUGGUGUUGCUGCUGACGUUCAACUGCAUACCGCUAGUAGCGAUGCCCGCUCCGGUGAUAUUAAACUUUCCACGACCUCGGUUCAGAGCGUCCGUAAAGCUGGCUCCCUGACUUUUGAAAGUGGUACAGGUCUUGACAAGAGUGGAGACAUCGAGCUUCUGUCCGGGCGUACUUUCAAUGGAGAUCCUAGCGUUUCUACGACUCCCCCUGUGCCAGGAAACGUGAUUGUACAAGCUGGAGAUUCUGCCGGUCUCGGCGGCAACGUGACUCUCACUUCAGGAAGCGGCCACAUCGAAUCGGGCACUAUAUCUUUAUUGUCCCCUAGCUCUUCACAAGGAACCGGCGGAUCGAUUGCAAUUCGAUCACAACAGUCAGAAACAAGUGCUACAGGUGCAGUUGUCAUCGAAUCUGGGAAAACUGUCUCCGAGUCAUCCGGAUCCAUUCAACUUCAAUCUGGGUCUACCUCGUCCUCGAAUGCAGGUGCUGUAGCAAUAAUGGCAGGACAGUCAGAUACUGGACAAGCCGGUAACGUGAACAUGGGCGGCGGUUCUUCGUCUUCGAGCGGGUCUGGCGGAGCUGUUCGUGUGUCUGGCGGCUCGUCAUCGAGCGGCAUUGGCGCGCAGAAGGUGAAGAUCAUCGGAUCUGCGAACUCUCAAGGAGCAGGAGGCGAUGUGUCGAUUGAUGGCGGGUCGUCAAGAUCUUUGAGUGGCGGUAGCGUUCGUAUCGGCGGUGGGAGUAGCAGUACGUCAAGCGCUGGUGGUGUGGUGAUUCGUGGCCGAGACUCAGUUUUGGACGGGGGCCAAGUGACUCUGUUAGGAGGCACGAGCAACUCUACAACAGGUGGGAAUGUUUCUGUUAUCGGCGGUGAUGUUAUGGGAAAAGGGAAGUCGACAGUCGCAGGAUCAAUUAAUCUGGCCGGAGGAGCGUCACCAAUCAUUGGUACUGGGGGUUCUGUCUCUGUCAGCGGAGGUGCUGGUGCUGAUUCUGGUGGGAGCGUCAGCGUUCUCGCUGGAUCGGGGUCAAAAAUUGCAGGAGGAAACGUGCAGCUUUCUUCUGGCGAUGGUGCUCAGAGCGGAUUUAUCCGUAUCGAAACGGGAAGUGCUUCUACAGCGCAAUCUGGUGAUGUUCAUAUCAAGUCCGGAAGCUCGUCUACUUGGGUAUCUGGAUCUGUCUUUAUGCAAGCAGGAGCCAGCGGAAAGGCAAAAGGCGGCGAUGUGGUCGUCAGUGCCGGCAGCAGCUCGUUUGGUGGAACUGGUGGCAGUGUUUCCAUCCAGAGCGGUAUCAACUCAGUUGGUCAAAGUGGUGACGUUAUCAUCGCCAGUCAGACUUCUGUGUCGCGUGCGGGGAGCGGUUUACUUUCCGUCUCAAGUGGUCAAGUGAAACAAGGUUCGAGUGGUUCGCUGCAAUUGUCCAGUGGGGGGAGCGAACUGGGACAGUCUGGCUCGUUAUAUUUGUCUACCGGUGACUCAAAGGGACCUCAAGGGGACAUUCGUAUCGCCGCAGGGACAAGUGUAGAUUCGUCUUCCAGUGGCGGAUCAAUCUCGUUGAGUGCAUCAAGCAGCGGCAUGGUCAACAUAACAACAGCAAGUCGCACAUCUACUGCAUCAGGAGAUGUGGUCAUCCAAGUGGGUCCUACAUCCACGAUGAGUUCAGGCGGAAACGUCAACAUUUCUGCGGGUUCUCUCUCUGGACGUUCUGGUGUUGGUGGCAGCAUCCUUCUACAAGGCGGUAGUGCUGUCUCUUCUUCGCGUGAUAACAGUGAUGGCGGGGCUAUCGCACUUUCGGGUGGGCCGAGUACGAGCCGUUUUGGCGGUUCUGUGCAAGUCACAUCGGGUGCUGGUCUCAUUCAGAGCGGAGCUAUCCAAGUGGUAAGCGCUGUUGGAGGUGCAUCAGGCGUUGUAGGAUCAAGCGGUGCAACGUCAGUUGGAAGUGGACGCUCUGUCACGUCUUCAUCAGGACGUGUUACUCUGUCGUCGGGGCUCUCAUCCGGGGCUAGCAGCGGCGACGUGUCAGUACAGUCGGGUGCAGCGGCUACAGCUGCGGGCCGUGUAUUUGUGUCGGGUGGCUCUAGCAGCUCCUCGACAGGUGGCGCGGUGUCUGUGUCAAGUGGCGCUGGCAGUGUGUCUAGCGGCACUGUGUCGAUUAGUAGCAGAAAUGCUAGCGCUGUGUCUACGUCUGGUGAAGUGUCGAUCUUGUCUGGCGACGCGGUGGACGGUGGUUCCGGCGCUGUGCGUGUGUCCAGCGGCUCAAGCAACACAGGAUCCGGUGGCUCGGUGAGCGUUGUGGGCGGUUCUAGCGACGCGGCAGCAUCGGGAGGCAACGUAGUCGUGAGCGGCGGCGAGUCACAAACGGGACCUUCCGGGUCGAUGGACCGGCAUUGGCGGUGA